AUGGUAAGGUUGAAGAACUCAGAAAUAACCGAUACAAUUUGUGCAACAAUCGUUGACUACUAUAACGACCAUAGACAUUUGAAAAGGCAUCCAUUUGUGGAACUACAGAUGUGUAUUCUAUUUAAAUAUGUAGCUGAAUAUCUGACAGCAAUAAGAAGCAGGCGGUUAACCAGCACAAACUAUGAAAAACGAUGCAGAAUUAGCCAACAUUUGCUAAAAGAUGUGCAGCAAAUUGAUCAUACCUUCCAACCCUUCUAUGAAGACUGCGCUGGUGAUCAAAACGUACCUAAAUUAACAGUCAUUUUGAAAACUAUAGCGGAGAUGCUUCAACUUAAAGACAAAGGAAUGUUAUCGCUAGAAGCCGCUUCUGUAGUGCACAACUACCCCGACAUGCCACAAGAACUGCUAUUUGGUAUUGUCGAUGCACGCGAUGAUAUUACUAGUAGCGAAUCUUGGGAUUUGGUGGAUGACUGUAUGAAAAUGAUGGAAAAAAGAAAAAGUGAUCCGGUAUAUGCGCAUCUCUUUCAAAUGUCACGAGCAGAGAGAAAACCCUCACAGAUAUUGAAGGAUGUAGUACCAAGACUAAAACGUCGCGUACGAGUCACCAUGGCUCAUUGA
Enterobius vermicularis (human pinworm) is the source of this 618-nucleotide messenger RNA. Lineage: Eukaryota; Metazoa; Nematoda; Chromadorea; Rhabditida; Oxyuridae. The record is from the annotation of a GenBank genome assembly.